Messenger RNA from Morone saxatilis (striped sea-bass), 5305 nucleotides. It is a transcript of the gene auts2a, whose product is annotated as activator of transcription and developmental regulator AUTS2 a. NCBI's taxonomy places the organism in Eukaryota, Metazoa, Chordata, Actinopteri, Moronidae. The record is from RefSeq and is a predicted model, not a curated record.
CCCCUUCUCCGGGAUCCUGAAGCUCGGAUCUGGGGAGAGAGGAGGAGGAGAUACCCUGUGGUUUUCCUUUGCGGGAUUUAUUUUGUCAGCUCCAAAACCUUCUUGUGCUUUAUCUUUUUAUAGUGACCGAAGGCCUGCAACUUGUCCGGACGGUCCCUCCCCACUCGCAAGGGAGGCAGAGUUUGCUGACCUUGGGUAAGAGGAGUAGGUUCCUGGAGAAGAAAGAUGUGGCAUCACCUGCUCAACUCACCAUGGCGGGACAUGUUCACUGAGCAGAUAUUUGCUUUAACUUGAAAAGCUCUUCCUCUGGCGGAAUUGACAGCUUGGUGAUAACGUGUUUAAUAGAUCAUUUUACACCUCUGUCGUAGGAUUUGAUGGACUGCCUUUGGGGAUCUUCGCUUGGAACCUUGCUUGGUUCAGUGACACGAUGCAGUUUUGAGUUCCUGUAAAAGGCUUCAUCUGUUGGAUAUUACAUGGUUACCUUGGAUCUAAUACAUUGAUAACAUUCGCUUGGAUAUUGUGGAGAUUCUCCUCUGGGGUUUUCACACGAGUGGAGGUCGAGCAGUGCCAGUGUUUGGCCCUUGAAGAGUUUGACUCUCUGUAAGAGGAGGGUUUAUCUGGAUGUUUCCCAUGAAGGACAUGGAUGGCCCUCGAUCUAGUGGCCUCCGCAAGAAGAGGAAGUCGAGGUCAGCGAGGGAUCGGGAGAGGAGAUCAAAUGGGAUAAGGAACAACCAUGUUAAGAGCUCCGUCUUUCGCUUCUCCUCCGACUCAGAGAGGGAGGGUGGCAGGGAUCCCUCCUCAUCCCGCCCUCGUCCCCCACGAAGAAAGCGAAAGGAGUCUAGUUCUGCUGAAGAGGACAUCAUCGAUGGCUUCUCCAUCACGGGGUUCGUGACCCUGGAGGCUCUGGAGAAGAACAUGACACUGAAGCCCCCAGAGUGCAGAGACAACCAGGCAGGGCCCCUGCACAAGAAAAAGCCUGUCAGGGUCCCUAACGGCCUGAGCCUGGAGCCCUGCAAGAACAAUCACCACCACCAACAGCCUUCAGACCAGGAGAACAACCCCCGCCUUGCACACACACAGGGCAAGAGGAAGAAGAAGCACCUGAACAAGAAACACACAGUGCUGAAGCCAGGGCAGAACAACUGUAAGGACAGCGACAGCGAGAGUGUAAGCGGAGAGUCCAAGCCCUCCAUCAGGAGCAGCUCCAGAGACAGACUGACAGAUUGUGACAGCGAGAGUGACCAAGAUGACAAGGUUUCCGAUGCCAGCUCAGAGAAAUUUUUCAGCACAGCUGCAGUUAAAGUUCCAGAUUUUGGCAUCAAUGUGCUCUCCACCAAUGGCAGCCAGGAGCCUCAUGGCCCAGGCCUCCUCAAGGUUUCAGGCCUAGAGCGCAGUCAGGAGAGGAGCCAGGAGAGCUGCAGGGACCCCCCACCCCCUGCAUCCAUCACCCCAAGUCAAUCGCUGCCCCCCCAAGCCCUGCCCCUGCCCCCCCAACACCCCCGGCCUCCGCCGACGCCCAGCCUUCAUCCACACCCACCAUCACCUGCCCUCCCCACCCAUCACCCUCACCAACAGCACCCCAGCCAGGCAGGGCCCCACCGGCCCCCAUCGCGCUGCCACCCCCGUCCCCUUUCUGCCUACAACGGCCUCAACCUCAACGGUCACAGCAGCAGCAGGAGCAGCACCCCAGGCACCAAGCCCCACGGGCCCCCUGCUACCUCCUUACACCUCCCCCACCACCCACCUCCUCCUGCAGCGGCCACAGCAGCAGCCUCCAACUUCCCCCUGCCCUUGGCGGCUAACCAGAACACCCCCCACAGCUUCCCCCCUGCCUUGCAGUCCUCGCCGCACCCACAUCACCCCAAUAUGUUCGCUCCUCCAGCGGCCUUGCCUCCACCACCACCACUUACGUCUAGCACCCUGCCAGUACCCGGACAUCCUGCUGCUGGGAGUGCCUACUCAGAGCAAGACCUUCUGCGCCAGGAGCUCAACACCCGUUUCCUGGCCUCCCAGAGUGCCGACCGCGGCGCCUCGCUGGGCCCUCCACCUUACCUGCGCACUGAGUUCCACCAGCACCAGCAUCAGCACCAGCAUCAGCACCAACACACCCACCAGCACACCCACCAGCACACCUUCACGCCCUUCCCCCACGCCAUCAUGCCCACCCCAGCACCGCCCAUGGUGCGUACCCCUGCCAGAAAUUUUGAAAAAUACCCAACAAAAGUUGAUCCCUUCUACAGACACAGUCUCUUCCACUCCUACCCACCGGCCAUGUCUGGCCUUCCCCCCGUCAUCCCCCCGACCGGACCCUUUGGCUCGCUGCAGGGCGCCUUUCAGCCCAAGACCUCUAACCCACUCGAUGUGUCCACAAGACCUGGAGCCGUCCCACACACAUUCUUACAGAAGGACCCCAGGCUAACGGAUCCAUUUCGGCCCAUUCUCAGGAAACCAGGGAAGUGGUGUGCCAUGCAUGUCCAUAUCGCCUGGCAGAUAUACCACCACCAACAGAAAGUAAAGCAGCAGAUGCAGGUCGACCCUCACAAGCUAGACUUUGGCCUCAAGCCUGAGUUCCUGAGUCGACCUCCAGGCCCCAGCCUCUUUGGCGCCAUCCAUCACCCCAGUGACUUGGCACGUCCCGCCACGCUCUUCUCCGCUGCAGGUGAGUGUGUCAGAUCUCUGGGUAGGAAGAUCAAUUGGACUCGUAGAAAAGCGUCAUCCAAAGCCAUCCGUCCCCUGCUCCCUGUCAACCCCCAUCAGCCUCCUUGGCACAACCGGCCUCCUGAGCACCACAGGAACCAUCUACCCCCUGCUUCUGGAGAGCAGAGGCGACAAGAGAGAACAAGGCCAAUAGACAGGGAGAGGCGAAAGCACUCAGACUCUUGGAAAGGACAAAUGGCACAGAUGGACCAUAAGGCUAAGACAACCAGCACCAGCGACAAGGACACUCCUGCUCAUCCAAUGACAGGCCGGGGCGUGCAGAGGACAAGUUGUUCCAAUAGGGGGCGCCAGCCAUCGGGCCCUACAUACGGCAGACCAGGCCUCGAACGUCCCAACAGUGGCCUGAGCAGAGAGGUCUUGGAGAAUGAAGCGUAGGAGCUGGCCGUUAUCGAGCACCAGAAAGAAGAACAGGGAGGUAAAAGAAGCCACAGAGCAGGGCAAGUGAGCACCCAACACAGGCACCCUCCACGGCCAAACCUCCACCCUCCCUCCUCAAUGCCCCUGCCCAUGGGGCAUGCGCUGGCGUCCAUUCCCAUCAACACCAUCAGCAGUCUGCUACAGAACUCGCAGUGCGUGGGCCCCUUUAUGGGUAUCAGCCCCAUCCCAGGAGCCUUGACAGGUUCCCCCUACCCUGCCUUCCACUGCGGACCCGAUGGAGGGGACCCCUACAGGGGCCUGCGACUUCACAGACGGGAUCCUUUGGCUAGGGACCUGCAUUUGCUGAGGAAUGACCCUUUACACCGGCUGGCAGCACCUCGCCUCUACGGAGGGCUGGAGCGCUCGUACAGGGGAUUCGCGGAGCUUCAUGACUUUAAUCGGGAUCACAUCCACCCUCUGGGCCCUGCGAGCAUAGGAGGGGGAGCAGGGAGCGGCUGCCCAGCUGAGAUGACUUACAGCCACGGGCGCCUCCACACACUCAAUGGCACCAUCCAGGCCCUUGAUGGACACCCUUCCCCCACCCGCCCCAGGCCUCAUGGGGGCUCCUGGACUCCCCAGGCAUGCACUACUCCCGCGGUCAGCCCCACAGCUGCAGCAGCGGCAGCCGCUGCCGCAGCUGCAGCCCAUCAGAACGGUAUCCUCAACAAAACGCCACCCACCGCCUCUCUGAGUGCGCCACCUCCACUUAUCCCCACACUGGGUGCCCGGCCCGGCUCACCCAGACGGACUACUCCCCUGGCCACAGAUAUCAGAGACAGACCGCCUCACAAAGACAUUGAGGCACGGUGAGCUGAGCCUCCGUAGACUCAGUGCCCCUGCUGCCCUGUGCCUCACUAACACUGAACUCACACCAAGCACUUAGCUUUGGGCAAAGCAAGACUGUAACAUAGCUGUGAAUAACUUAUGUGGGCAGAGACAUGCCCACACAAUGAAUUGUUUUUGUAUAAAACUACAAAGAGACAAUAAUCAUGGAACAAAAAAUUGAUUUUUCAAAGAUUUUUUUCCAGUUUGCUCCAGUUUUUUUGUGGUCAUUCUUUCUCUUGUAAAGCGAAGUGACGUGAGUAAGAAUGAACAAUUUUGGAAUGUACAGGUACUUCAGCACUGACAAACAAAGUGUGUAGAUAAUGUGUACAGUCGCUGUGCUCGCUCUGUAUGGAUUAAAAAUCAUGGUACAAAUAUGCAAAAGGGUGUUUUGAAAGCUUUACUUUGAACACAUGUAAAUAGGAGGAGUAUUACAGCGGUGAUUCAGAAUGUGCUUUUUGCUGUUUGUUUUUUUGGUUGACGCAGCUGAUUAGCAUUGUACCAGAGACCCCAUAUUCAACUAUGCAACAAAUGUCUGGGCUCCCUUUCUGAAAGCUGGCCUUCUCACCACUACUGACUGUGUACCAAUAAAGGACAAAAAGCUGUAUUCUCUCCACAACAGACUUGACACACAUUGGGUCCACGCAAACAGAUACAAGCUUUAACUAAUCCACACAGGUAGUCAAUUGGAUUAAAUUGAUAAAUUGUGGUGACAAUCCUAGAAACAGCUGAUGGAAGUAUUGCAUUUCAAAGAAUAUUCAGUGUAAAAAGCCAGCAGCGCAAAUGUUAAGAUUCUUCAUUUUUUCCCCCCAUUCUUCCUUCACUCAGUUACCACCAGUCUUGUUCUGGGGAGAAUGCAGCACAUUAAACACUAUGACAGCACAUCUGCCCUAUUGAAGGAGUGUAAAGUACAUGUUUUGGAAAUAGGUUCUGUUGGUCAAACUGUAUUAAAGUGCUUUCCUAAGUUGUUGUACCUACAAAAUCAAAAGACAAAAAAGCUAUGGUCUAAACUAUGGACAGUUUGUUUCUAAUGAGCAGAGAUCUAUUUUAGUAGUCCACCGAAGGUUUAGUUGUGCGCUUCAAACUCUGUGAUAUCAUGUCGUGCAGUGUUUUUUAAUCCAACAUAAAAAUGUCCACCGGAGCCAUAGUGGUUAGUCGAUGCGUAUUGCAAAAAGAUUGUUAAAUGAGAAACCUUUUUUGCUGUUUACCAUGUACAGGGAAAAAAAUGAAGUCUUUCUAGAUCAUGUACAAAAAUGAGAAAAAAAUGAAGCGACUGAAUCUUCAGCAUGCUCCUCAUUUAAACUUGUGUUAUGUAAAUUGUGCCAUGUUAUUAAAAAAUGUGUACUAA